Messenger RNA from Momordica charantia (bitter melon), 1765 nucleotides. RefSeq names its product myb family transcription factor EFM. Gene Ontology annotation, biological process: regulation of DNA-templated transcription. Lineage: Eukaryota; Viridiplantae; Streptophyta; Magnoliopsida; Cucurbitales; Cucurbitaceae. The record is from RefSeq and is a predicted model, not a curated record. Gene Ontology annotation, molecular function: DNA-binding transcription factor activity; DNA binding.
CGUUCCCAUUUUCUCACAUUAAACAACAUCCUCCAACUUUCUCUCUCUCAAGUCUCAAGAUCAAGGCCAAACGCCAAAGACCCACUUUUUUUUCUUCCAAUUGUUUGUUUCAGAUCGAGUUACUAUGUGGGCGAGGGUAUGAAGAUAAUUAAUUAUGUUGAAUAAUAAUAAUAAUAAUUGUGUUUGGGUAGAAUAGGUCAUGGCAUCCACAGAACUGAGCUUGGAAUGCAAGGUUCAAAGCUAUUCCAUGCUGCUUAAAUAUUCUUUUGGAGAUCACCAGCUGCACACACCCGCCGCCGUCGCUACCGCCGACCAGUCCUACGAUAAGCUUCGGGCUUUUGUCUCCCGCCUUGAGGAAGAGCGCCUCAAAAUCGACGUCUUCAAGCGGGAGCUUCCUCUUUGCAUGCAGCUUUUAACCAACGCUGUGGAGACCUCAAAGAGGCAGCUUCAAGCCUGCAAGACGAUUGAAGCACCAACACCAAAGCCAGUUCUUGAAGAAUUCAUGCCGCUGAAAAAUUCAACGCCGGCGGAGGAUCAAAAUCCGGCGACUAUUUCCGACAAAGCAAACUGGAUGACGUCAGUCCAGCUUUGGAGUCAGGAUGCGAGCGACGCAACCAAACACCAGUCCAAACAAGACUCUAAUAAUUCUUCAGAAACUAGUAACCACAGAUCCGUUAUUAAUAAUAAUAACAAUAAUGGAGCUUUCAUUCCGUACUCCGGCCCACGCGCCGCCGCCGAGAAAGUGCCCGAAAUGGAGUUAUUAGAGAAAGCACCUAAUAAUAUUAUUGGUGGCGGUGGCGACGAGCAAAGGGAUCGGGUGGGAUUAUUGACUGAGUCGACGCCGAGUUGUACGACCAGUUCUAAUGCAAACUCUACGAGUCAGACUCACCGGAAGGCCAGGCGGUGCUGGUCGCCGGACUUGCACCGGAGAUUUGUUAAUGCUCUUCAGAUGCUCGGUGGUUCUCAAGUUGCCACACCAAAGCAGAUUAGAGAGUUGAUGAAAGUUGACGGCUUGACAAACGACGAAGUAAAAAGCCAUCUGCAGAAAUAUAGGCUCCAUACGAGAAGACCGGGUCCAACCCAACAAGUAGCAUCCGGACCGCCACCGGCUCAGCUCGUCGUACUGGGUCUGGGCGGGCUUUGGGUACCGCCGGAGUACGCGGCGGCGGCUGCGGUGGCGCAGGGUGGGGCGCCCGCCCUGUACGGCCAAGCACCGCCCACAUCCCAUCCACCUUCCCACUUCUACACCCCGCCUGCAGUACUGCCGCAAGAGUUUUAUACAAGAACGCCGCCGCCGCCGCAUCAUCUUCAGCACCCGUCUCUGCAACAUCAUCAGGUGCAGUUGUACAAGGGGCCGACGCCGCAGACUGCAGGAAGCUCACCGGAAUCGGAGGCGAGGGGCACGAGGGAGCGGUCGGAGAGCUUCCAGGAGGAGAAAUCGGGGAGCAGUAGCUGGAGAAUCGAGGGCGGCGAAAAUGGCGACGAGAGAAUUAAGGGGCGGAGAUCGAGAUCCGAGGAGGGUGGAGAAAGUAAUAGAAGUGAAAUUACUCUUAAAUUUUAAAGGGAGCGUAUAAUUAAUUACAAUUUGUUGGUUUGUUUUCUGGAUUGAGAAGUUUUAGGAGUUCUAUAAGUUAAUAUCCUUUGAAUUUGUCGAAGAAAGAAAAAAUUGUAAGGAUUAGUUGAAAGCAAAAUCUUGAGCCUUAGUAUACGUAGUUUAUUUUGCUGUAUAUUAAAUAUUUUUAAUAAAUUAAUUAUAUGAACUUGA